AUUUUCAUUCCUGAUUCCAGAGUGUACCUGAGAAAAUGGCAAGUGGAGAAUUAGCUUUACUUAGCGUUUCCAACAAGAGAAAUCUAAUUGAAUUCGCUGAGAGCUUACACAAGUUGGGAAUGCAAUUAGUCGCCAGUGGAGGAACAGCUAAAGCAAUAAGGAAUGCUGGCUUACCUGUCAGAGAUGUUGCGGAUAUCACAGGAGCGCCAGAAAUGCUUGGAGGUAGGGUGAAAACUCUUCACCCAGCAGUUCAUGCUGGAAUAUUGUCCAGAUUAACUGAUGGAGAUUUGAACGAUAUGAAGAAGCAAGAUUAUCGACUUAUAAAAGUUGUUGCUUGUAAUUUAUAUCCUUUUGUUGAAACCAUUGAGAAAGAAGGAGUCACAAUUGACGACGCUAUCGAAAAUAUCGACAUUGGAGGUGUAACUCUACUGAGAGCUGCAGCCAAAAAUCACGCAAGAGUGACUGUUGUAAGUGAUCCAGAUGACUAUACAAGUAUCAUAAAUGAAAUGCAUAAAAACGACAAUCAUGAUACAUCUGUGGAUACUCGACGUCAACUAGCCUUAAAAGCAUUUCAACAUACAGCCCAAUACGAUGAUGCUAUUUCUGAUUUUUUCAGAAAGAGCUAUUCUAGUGGUGUUUCCCAAAUGCCACUUCGUUACGGUAUGAAUCCACAUCAGAAACCAGCUCAAAUAUUCAACACUGAGCAAAAGUUACCUUUAGAUGUUCUAAAUGGAUCCCCAGGUUUUAUAAACCUUUUGGACGCUUUGAACGCUUGGCAACUGGUUGCUGAGCUGAAAAAGGCAGUUAAUUUGCCUGCUGCGGCUAGUUUUAAGCACGUAUCGCCAGCUGGAGCAGCCGUAGGUGUUCCCCUUACUCCGGAUGAGGCUAAAGUUUGCAUGGUUGGAGAUAUGUUUGAACGUUUGACUCCUUUAGCAACAGCAUACGCUAGAGCUAGGUGUGCCGAUAGGAUGUCAAGCUUCGGCGAUUUCGUUGCUCUAUCCGAUUGUUGCGAUGUUGCUACAGCUCAAAUUCUGUCUAGAGAAGUCUCAGAUGGUGUUAUUGCUCCUAACUACGAAGAAGAUGCCCUGAAGAUACUUUCUCGAAAAAAAGGUGGAAAUUAUUGCGUGUUGAAAAUUGACGAAACCUACAAACCAAGCGAACUUGAACGGAGACAAGUUUUUGGUUUGACUAUGGAACAAAAGCGCAACGAUGCUACAAUUGAUUCAAGUCUCUUUCAGAAUAUAGCAACAAAGAGAAAGGAAAUACCUGAAGAUGCCAUUCGGGACAUGAUAGUUGCCUCGAUAACCCUUAAAUAUACCCAAAGUAAUUCGGUAUGCUAUACUAGAAAUGGCCAGGUUAUUGGUGUGGGAGCUGGCCAACAGUCUAGAAUACACUGUACUAGGCUCGCUGCUGAAAAAGCUUCAAACUGGUGGCUACGUCAUCACCCCAGAGUCUUGGAUAUGGCAUUUAAAGAUAAUGUCAAGCGGGCUGAAAUUUCAAACGCAAUUGAUUUAUAUGUGUCUGGCAUGAUUGGUAAAGAUAUUGACAUAAACACGUGGAGCAAAGCGUUUAAGGAAACCCCGCCUCUACUUACAGAAGAAGAAAAAGAUAAGUGGAUGGAAAAAUUGGAUCAAGUCGUCUUAUGCUCCGACGCAUUCUUUCCAUUCAGAGACAACAUAGAUAGAGCAAAGAGGAUGGGAGUUGAAUUUAUUGCAUCUCCAAGUGGUAGUCAAAAUGACCAGGUGGUUGUAGACGCCUGUAACGAGCAUAACAUGGCUAUGAUUUUCACAAAAUUAAGAUUGUUUCACCAUUAGAAUGUAAAUUUAGCCUUUGUAAUAAAAUAUGAAACAAAUUAG
Molecule: messenger RNA, 1856 nt
Organism: Dimorphilus gyrociliatus
Lineage: Eukaryota; Metazoa; Annelida; Polychaeta; Dinophilidae
Source: the annotation of a GenBank genome assembly